Ambispora leptoticha is the source of this 2592-nucleotide messenger RNA. The record is from the annotation of a GenBank genome assembly. NCBI's taxonomy places the organism in Eukaryota, Fungi, Glomeromycota, Glomeromycetes, Archaeosporales, Ambisporaceae.
AUGAAAAGCAAAUACUGGAUUAUUUUCUUUUUCACAGUUCUAUCCUUGUCCUUUGUGUUUACUUUUUCGUCAUCAUUUUUAGUAACAGCGACGGCUGAAGAAAGUGUUUCUGCUAAAGGGGAACAGGAGGAGACCAAUGGAAAGGAACAAGUAAAGGUUACCGAAGAAGUUGUAAAUGAAAAAGUGAAGGAAGAAAUUAAGGAAGGCUCCGUUAAUUAUCAACCUCUGACAGACGAAGAGACCGAAAAACUUAAAGCAACCGAAGAAAAAUUUGAAUUUCAAACCGAAGUUAGUCGUUUAAUGAAACUUAUCAUCAACUCUCUCUAUAAAACGCGUGAAAUAUUUCUCAGAGAACUCAUUUCUAAUGCAUCUGAUGCUAUUGAUAAAAUCAGAUUUUUGGCACUUACCAAUCCACAUGCGCUCAAGGCCGCCCCAAAUCUCAAUAUUACUAUUUUGGCCGAUAAAGAAAAUCGUCGAUUGGUUAUAACUGAUAGUGGUGUUGGUAUGACUAAAAAGCAACUUAAGGAAAACCUUGGUACAAUUGCGAAAUCAGGCACCUCUGAAUUCUUGGACGCUAUCGACAAAAAAAAAGCUGAUAUUAACCUUAUCGGACAAUUUGGUGUCGGGUUUUAUUCCGUGUUCCUAGUAGCCGAUAAAGUAACUGUUACUACAAAACAUAAUGACGAAGACAAACAAUACAUUUGGGAAUCUCAAGCGGUUAAUGAUUUCAGUAUUUAUGAAGAUCCUCGUGGUAACACGCUUGGACGUGGUACCCAAAUUGUCUUGCAUAUCAAAGAAGACGCAAGUGAAUUUUUGGAAGAAAAGACUUUAAACGAACUUAUUAAAAAAUAUUCAGAAUUUAUAAAUUUUCCGAUUUAUCUUUGGUCAACUAAAGAAGAGGAGAUUGAAGUAGAUUCUGAAGAUAUUUCGAAGGACCCAAAAAAUGUUACCGAUAAAGAAUACGAAGAAUUUUACGCGUCAUUCACAAAGGAUGUCGACGGUAAGCCAUUGACCUGGAUUCAUUUCAAGGCUGAGGGUGAAGUAGACUUCAGAUCUAUCAUUUAUAUACCACGUAAAGCGCCUCAAGAUUUAUUCAAAAAGGCCGAGGAUUUUAUUAGAAGCAUUAAAUUGUUUGUCAAGCGUGUAUUCAUCACCGACGAAUUCAUCGAUUUCAUACCGAAAUAUCUUCAAUUUAUUCGAGCUAUUGUUGAUGCUGAUGAUUUACCCCUUAACGUGUCCCGAGAAACUCUUCAACAACACAAAACCCUUGUAUUAAUCAAAAAACGAAUCGUCAAAAAAAUUCUUGAGAUGAUUUCAGCAUUGUCACAUGACCAAGAGAAAUACACAACUUUCAUAAAGGAAUACGGAUCAAUUUUGAAAUUGGGUGCAAUCGAAGAUGACCGAAACCGUAAAAAGGUGGCAAAAUUAUUACGUUUCCCGAGUUCCCAUAAACCAGGAAAUCUUACUUCACUUGAUGAAUACAUAAGUCGAAUGAAAAAAGGUCAAGAUAAAAUAUACGUUAUGACUGGUAGCUCUGUCGAAGAAAUUAAACAAUCACCAUUUUUGGAGCGUCUUCAAGCUCGUGGAUACGAAGUAUUGUAUCUAACCGAGCCAAUCGAUGAGAUGCUUAUUCAGCAUAUGCCCGGUUACGAUGGCAAGGUAUUCCAAAAUGCUGCCAAAGGAAACUUAAAAUUUGGGGAUGAAACAGAUGAAUCCAAAGAGGAAUUCGAAAAAAUAAAAUCGGAAUUCAUUAGAUUACAAGAUUGGAUGCAAGCAACUCUCAUCGAAUAUGUAGAAAAAGUUGAGAUUUCCAAUCGUCUUACAACUUCCCCCUGUGCCAUUAUCGCACAAGACUGGGGAUGGACAGGAAAUAUGGAAAAAAUUAUGGCUGCGCAAACGUUUAAACAAGAGGAUGACAUUAUGCAAAAUUUCUUCGCCAAACAAAAGAAAAUUUUGGAAAUCAAUCCGAAGCAUCCGUUGAUUCUUGCACUUUUGAAGAAAGCAAAUGAUGAAAAUUUCGACGACACAGCUAGAGAAACGACCUUUAUAUUAUACGAAACGGCAUUAAUUAGAUCUGGAUACUCAUUGAAAGAUAACCUUGGUUUCGCAACACGUGUCGAGAAAAUUCUUCGGUCCAAUUUAGGUGUCGACCUCGACGCAAAAAUAGAAGAACUGCGUGACCUAGGACACGACCCACCAUCUUCUUGCAGUGCUGGACCUAUCGGUGAUGAUCUUUUUCACUGGCAGGCUACUAUCAUGGGACCGUCUGACUCUCCAUAUUCUGGUGGUGUAUUCUUCCUUGCAAUUCACUUCCCUACAGAUUAUCCAUUUAAACCACCAAAGGUAAAUUUUACAACAAGAAUUUACCACCCGAAUAUCAACAGUAAUGGUAGUAUAUGCUUAGACAUUCUAAGGGACCAGUGGUCUCCGGCUCUUACCAUUUCGAAAGUUCUUUUGUCUAUCUGCUCUAUGUUGACUGACCCUAAUCCAGAUGAUCCACUUGUACCUGAAAUUGCCCAUGUUUAUAAAACUGAUCGUGCUCGUUACGAAGCGACUGCUCGUGAAUGGACACGCAAAUAUGCCAGUAAGUAG